Molecule: messenger RNA, 1608 nt
Organism: Plasmodium vivax (malaria parasite P. vivax)
Lineage: Eukaryota; Apicomplexa; Aconoidasida; Haemosporida; Plasmodiidae
Product: AP endonuclease
Exons: 1
Coding region: 1-1608 (535 amino acids)
Biological process (GO): base-excision repair
Cellular component (GO): nucleus
Molecular function (GO): DNA-(apurinic or apyrimidinic site) endonuclease activity; double-stranded DNA 3'-5' DNA exonuclease activity; phosphoric diester hydrolase activity
Source: RefSeq, a predicted model, not a curated record
AUGCUACGCGCAAGGGCAAGCCUUAUCCCCCGUUGCAUUGAACUGAAGCGUUUCUCAAUCCGCCGGGACGUCGUCAAGCUGGUUCACACGCAGUUGCCUGCUCAGCAUUUGAGGGCGUUAAAAGCCUGCACAGGUCAGGUAAAAAUGUUGGAAGAGAUUCAGUCGAGCAAGAGGAAGCAGGUUGAGGAGGGGGUCUUGGGGGAGUCGUGCGAGCGGGUCAAGAGGACCAAGUUGGUCCCGAUCGGGGGGGAAGCGGGGUUAGCGGCGGGGGAGAAGGAUGCCUCGAUUAAGAAGGAAGCAACAAACCAGGUGAAGGCAGAGGAUGACCCAAUUAAGAAGGAAGCAACCGACCAGGUGAAGACCGAACAGGAUGACCCCGCCCCCGCCUGUUCCUCCACCGCGUGUGCGGCGGUUUUAAAGCCGAGCGGAAGUGCCCACUCGGGGGAAGCAAAAGAGGAGGAAGGGAAGGCAGAGGAGGAUGGCGAAGCAGAAGUAAAGACGAUAGUCACGUGGAACAUGAACAGCAUAACCGUGCGGUACAAAAACAAAGACAAGUGGAACGCCUUCAUGAGCUUCUUCAACCGAAUCAAUGCAGACGUGCUCUGCUUCCAGGAGGUGCGUUUGCCCGCCCUGAAUUUAUGUGCUGUGAAAAACUCAAAGGAGGGAAAAAGGGACCGAGGGAAGGUGAAAAAUACGGACCAGAAGAGUCAAGUAGAUUUUGAUAUCAUGAGCAAAAUUUUAAAAAAAGAUUUCCACAAUUAUAAUGCAUAUUUCAGUUUGGCCAAUAUAAAGUACAGCGGACAGCUUGUUUUAAUAAAGAGGAACAUCCCGGUGAAGUCCAUUCGAUAUAACCUCAGGUUAGAUGCUGACCCAAGUGAACAUCAUGAGGAGGGGAGAGUUAUAAUUGCCGAGUUUUCUAAAUUUUACCUGUUAAGCACGUAUACGCCGAACAACGGAUUUGAUACAGUCAAAUUUGAAAGAAGGAGACUGUUCGAUGAGCAGUUGAAAAAAUUUGUUUCCCAUUUGAGGAACAUGGGGAAGAACCUCAUCUGGACGGGGGACCUGAACAUCGCACCGGAAGACAUAGACCUAUCUCACCCUGCUGAGUUUAGGAGAAUGAAAAAGGGGAAUGUGCCAAAGGAGUUCGUGGGGCAACCCGGCUGCACCGACUUUGAGCGGAAGAAUUUCAUGGGCAUUCUUUCUGCGGGCGAUCUGGUCGACUCGUACCGGCAGUUGGCGGGGAAGGGGAAGGCCAAAAAAGGGGAAGCCAGCAAAGGGGAGACCAACAAAGGGGAGACCAGCAAAGGGGGGAGCUGCAACGGGGCAGCCACCAACGGAGCGCCCGACAUCAACGAUAACAUCUACACCUGGCGGUGCCCCUUCCUCAUGGGGAAGAGCUGCAACAAGGCCAUGCGCAUCGACCACUUCAUCGUGUCCCGGGGCUUCAUGCCGAACGUGCAGAGCGUGGACAUCCACGGGUACAGCGUGUUCCACAAGAACUUUUACGGCUCGGACCACUGCCCGGUGAUUCUCCACCUGCGCGGGGGGGAGGCGGCACAGGCGGCGGGUGAGGGGGCGAGCCUACAUGUGGACGAGGCACUGUCCUGA